Messenger RNA from Heteronotia binoei (common prickly gecko), 835 nucleotides. RefSeq names its product ferritin light chain, oocyte isoform-like. Gene Ontology annotation, molecular function: ferrous iron binding; ferric iron binding. NCBI's taxonomy places the organism in Eukaryota, Metazoa, Chordata, Lepidosauria, Squamata, Gekkonidae. Gene Ontology annotation, cellular component: cytoplasm. The record is from RefSeq and is a predicted model, not a curated record. Gene Ontology annotation, biological process: intracellular iron ion homeostasis; iron ion transport.
CUUUGGCUGUCGUCUUCCAGCUCUUGCUUCAACAGUGCUUGAACGGAGCAGGGUCGCGGCCGCCCCAUCCUUCCAUCUCUCCGCCAGACCAGCAAAACCAGCCUCCCUCCAUCUGCGCCAUGAGCUCCCAGGUCCGCCAGAACUACCACGCCGAGAGUGAAGCUGGGGUGAACCGCUUGGUCAAUCAGUUCCUCCAUGCCACCUACGCCUAUCUGUCCUUGGGUUUUUAUUUCACCCGGGAUGAUGUGGCUCUGUCCAAGUUUGCAUCCUUUUUCCGACACGUGUUUGAGGAGAAACACGAACAAGCUGAGAAACUCCUGACCUUCCAGAACCGUCGUGGAGGGAGAGUUGUUCUGCAGGAUGUUAAAAAACCGGAGCAGGAUGAAUGGGGGAAUGGAGCCUCUGCCAUGGCCUUCGCCCUUCAGCUGGAGAAGAGUGUGAACCAGGCCCUGCUGGAUCUGCACCAGAUUGCUUCUCGCCAUGUGGAUCCUCAUCUGUGUGACUUCCUAGAGACUCACUACCUUGAUGAGGAGGUGAAGCUGAUCAAGACUGGGGAUCACGUGACCAACCUGAAGCGGGUGCGUGCCAGCGAGGACGGCCUGGGCGAGUACCUCUUCGAUCGCCUCACCUUGGGCGAGUCCAGCGACUGAGCUGCAGAGUUGCUGGUUCCCUCCAGAGUCCUCCCACCAACUUGUCCAGUUGUGUUGCUCUAAUUUGUCAUGUGUUUGUGUUUAAAAAAAAAUUUUUUUUUUAAAGCUGGCUGUUCAGUGAAGAGACAUGCCUCUGUACCCUGCGCAUCUUGGGGGGAGUCUGUAACUGGCAUUAAAUCUUGGCA